Messenger RNA from Hansenula ciferrii, 1488 nucleotides. RefSeq lists its product as uncharacterized. Bases 1 to 1488 code for a protein of 495 amino acids. Gene Ontology annotation, molecular function: NADP binding; flavin adenine dinucleotide binding; N,N-dimethylaniline monooxygenase activity. The transcript has a single exon. NCBI's taxonomy places the organism in Eukaryota, Fungi, Ascomycota, Saccharomycetes, Phaffomycetales, Wickerhamomycetaceae. The record is from RefSeq and is a predicted model, not a curated record.
AUGACUGUUCAAGACUUUAUCAACGGUGUUUCUGCUGGGAAAGUGAAGAGCGUGGCUAUUAUUGGUGGUGGUCCAAGUGGUGCAAUUACACUUGAUGCUCUUGUGAGAGAAGGUGGAUUUGAGAAGAUCAAGGUAUUUGAAAGAAGCUCAGAGCUAGGAGGUGUCUGGUCACUAUCAAAGAAUAAAGAAGAAGGUAAAUAUGUGGUACCGGUUGCACCUGGCUCAACUAUAGACCAAUUAGAUCCACAAUUAGAUAUCCCAGAAAUUGGAGAUAAAAAAACUCACAAGUCCAAAAGAUCAGAACAAAUCAGAUUUACAGAGAGUGCAGGUUAUAAAGGGUUAAGAACCAAUGUUCCAGAGCAGUUGAUGUGCUUUUCAGAUGUGAAAGAUUGGGGAGUUGAUGCUAAACACAGAAUUGAAAAAAAUUAUGUCUUUAUAGAAUCGGUAAGACAAUAUAUUCAAAACUAUUAUGAUCGUCAUCCAAAGGAUCAUAUUAUAUUGAGAACUAGUGUGGAAAAUGUUUCAAAAGAUUAUGCAAAUCCAAAUGCAAAGUUUGUACUCACAUUGAGAAGAGAAACUGAUGAAAAGGACGAUGUAGGAAAUUAUCUAGAUGAAUGGUAUGAAGAAGAAUUUGAUGCUGUGGUUAUAGCUACAGGUCAUUAUCAUAUCCCAAUAAUACCCAAAGUCCCAGGUUUGGAAAAAGUGUUUGCUAAAAGUCCAGAAAAAAUUAUACACUCCAAGUAUUUCAAACCUAGGGUUCAUACGUUUGAUAAUGAAACAGUAGUUGUUGUUGGUGGUAGAAUCUCAGGUUUUGAUAUUGCAACAUCAUUAGCUAAAACAAGUAAAACAAUAUAUCAUUCCAAGAAGGUUAUACCAGAAGUUAAACAAAGAAGUGAUGGAUUUGAAAAUAUCAUUGAAAAACCAAUAAUCAAGAAAGUUGAGAUCCAUGAUAAUGAUAAAAUCACUGUACAUUUUGAAGAUGGUACUAUUGUGGAAAAUGUUGAUAGAUUUAUAUACGGUACUGGUUAUCAUUUAUCUUUCCCAUUCAUGAACAAAUCAUAUCCAGGUUUCACUACUGGGAAUAUACUUCCAGAUUUUUAUGAACAUACUUUUUAUGCAAAAGAUCCAUUGAUUUCAUUAGUGGGGAUUCCAAUCCAAGCCAUUACAUUUAGAGUAUUUGAAUAUCAAGCUAUAUGGGUUGCAAGAUUUCUUUCUGGUAAGAUUAAACUUCCAUCGUUAGAAGAACAAAUCAAAUGGAUUUUAGCUAGAUAUCAUGCAUUAGGUAACCAUCAACAAUAUCAUUCAUUUGCAGAUGAUAAAUUUGAAUGGCCUUUAAAAGUUAUUGAACUUGCAGGUGGUGUUAAACUUGGAUCAGGUCGUGAAUUUCCUAUAUAUACAGAAGAAGAUAAAGAAUUACAUGCACAAAUUUUGAAAAGAUUUGCAGAAGAACAGCAUUUUUUCUUAGAUCCAACAAAACAAUAUUUUUGA